UACCUUGAUGAAUGAUAUGGAUUUUCCUUUGCCAUUUUGAUUUCAGGGUAUUGAAAUGCUUUCACUUGGAUCAUUUAAGACUGGUGCCAUACUAUUGGCAGGACUUUUUGUGAUGCUUUUGUUUCCCACAGCGGAUGCUAAACGCCCCUUCUCAAUGCUGGGUCUUGGAGAUAUAGUUAUCCCAGGCAUUUUUGUUGCAUUGGCACUCCGUUUUGAUGUCUCCAGGGGGAAGGCACCCCAAUACUUCAAGAGUGCAUUUUUAGGAUACACAUUUGGUUUGGCACUCACAAUAUUUGUUGGAUUCUUGGCGGUACAUUGCAUAUGGAACAGGGAUGUGAAGCCUUUGUUGGAGUUUGACGAAGGAAAGACAAAAGACGCGGAAGAAGCUGAAGCCAAAGAAAGCAAGAAGGUAGAAUGAGUUGCUUAACCAACAAUCUCUGCUGCCUUGUGUGACUAUUAAUCCACGGCGAUACAUAGCCUAAUUUGAGGGUCAUUGUCUCUUUAAUGUCAGUCUGUUUGUUGUAUUAGAUUUUUGAGACUGACCAUCAAUACUACUGGCCUUUUAUGUUAUACAUUGAAACUUGCCUCAAUUCUAAACUUGCUUGGAUAAGGAAGUGAAGAUUAUGAAAACAACCAAUAACAAAGAUUUGGGGCUAUCAACCCUCAUCUAA
Messenger RNA from Solanum tuberosum (potato), 671 nucleotides. RefSeq names its product signal peptide peptidase-like. Gene Ontology annotation, biological process: membrane protein proteolysis. The transcript has 5 exons. Bases 56 to 418 code for a protein of 120 amino acids. NCBI's taxonomy places the organism in Eukaryota, Viridiplantae, Streptophyta, Magnoliopsida, Solanales, Solanaceae. The record is from RefSeq and is a predicted model, not a curated record. Gene Ontology annotation, molecular function: aspartic endopeptidase activity, intramembrane cleaving. Gene Ontology annotation, cellular component: membrane; lumenal side of endoplasmic reticulum membrane; cytoplasmic side of endoplasmic reticulum membrane.